Pararge aegeria (speckled wood butterfly) is the source of this 2928-nucleotide messenger RNA. RefSeq names its product SPARC-related modular calcium-binding protein 1 (gene magu). Gene Ontology annotation, molecular function: protein binding; calcium ion binding. The coding region runs from base 328 to 1998 and encodes 556 amino acids. The transcript has 12 exons. The record is from RefSeq and is a predicted model, not a curated record. Lineage: Eukaryota; Metazoa; Arthropoda; Insecta; Lepidoptera; Nymphalidae.
GGUGCGCGAGCGCUUUUUGCUCGUGUUUAGGCGACCCGGUAUCGGGAUUUAUCUUUAUUGUACUGUACUUUAUUCUGUCCGUAACUCUCUCUUUUAUCCAUCAUCUUUACGUGAAGUUUUUAUUUAAAACUAAAAUUAGUGUUUAAAACAAAGAACGCUGUUAUCUUACUAAUGUUGAUAAUGCCAAAAUGAUAAUAAAAAUGAUUUUAAUCGUACAUAGAGUCAAUGAAAGUUCGAUUUUGUUUUGUGAAUGAGUGUUGUUAAUAAACAAAAGCGGUCUACAACUUUUUAUUAAUAUUUUUUUAUUAGUAGCGUAAAAUUGGCAUUAUGAUUAUCAAUGAAAUUGUGAUAUAUAUAUUUUUUCUCAAUUAUAUUUAUUAUGUUACCGGCUCGGGCACCGGUGAGAAGGCUAGUACCCAAAGCAGCGCGACAUGCUAUCACAAGGUAGCCGCAUGUGAGGCUAAUACGGGCAAUGCAAAUAGAGCUGUGUGCGGCACGGACGGUCGCACGUACCCUUCCAAAUGUCACCUUAUGAAAGCCCAGUGUACUGGUGAAACGGUGACAAUAGCUCACAGAGGACCGUGUGUGGAGGGUCAGUCAUCGUGCCUGACCGUGCUGCGUUACGCGUUGAACGCGCAGGGCGGACGUCGGGCCGCGUUUGUGCCGCGUUGUCGGGCCGACGGCACUUACGCGGCCGUGCAAUGCGCUGCCGCCGGUGCCGCGGCCGGCUGCUGGUGUGUCACCUCCGACGGCAAACCACUUCCCGACACAGCUGUGAGGAACGGCAGGCCUGACUGCACAAAGACGGGUAAAUCACAAACCAAGCGAAGAUCAUCAGUACGUGGCCAACGGAACAAAAGAAGUUGUACGCGAAUCGAUCGUGCUCAGUUCAACAGCAACCUAAUAAAAAUAUUCAGCGGCGAAUUCGAUCGUGCAAGAUCGGAUCAAGGCGGGGCGGCCGCAGAUUCCCGAUCCGUAGCUGACUGGAAAUUUAGGGAACUCGACCGAGAUAGGAGCGGCACGCUUCAAAAAUCAGAGUACAGAGGAUUGCGGCGGCUAAUUAAGAAGGUAGUGAAGCCAAAAAGAUGCGCGCGGGCGUGGACUCGCGGGUGCGACGGGGAUGGGGAUGGUGAAAUCGCAAGAGCAGAAUGGACUGCGUGCCUGCUGUCGAACCCUGAGCCUCCAGCUCCGGACUACGACGACAGCGGACCUGAACCCGAGCCUGACUAUAACGAGGAGGAGCCGCCAACGGACCCCAGUUCAGCGAUGCUGCCGGGAAUUAUGCGAAACUCGUUCGCCCCCGAUGGCUCAGUGGCGCGUGAGGACGAGGCGAACGAUUGCCUCACGGACCGCCAAGCUGUGUUAGAUGAACAGAAAGCUGGCAGUGCAGUGCUAUACGUACCGGAGUGUAUGGGAGACGGCAGGUACGCCAGGGCCCAAUGCUACCGCUCUACGGGGUAUUGCUGGUGUGUGCAUCAAGACACGGGGAAGCCCAUCCCUGGCUCCUCAGUCAAGGAUAAGAGACCGGACUGUGAUGCGGCGCCCCAACACGCGAGCCCCAUGCGAGGUUGCCCUGAACCAAUGAAGAGUCAUUUCUUAAAGGAUUUGUUGAGUUUCUUCGUUUCGAAGAUGACCACUUCAAUUAACGGAACAGGACCAGGCGACAUGGUGAAAUGGGGUGCAUCAAAAGAAGAGCAGGCGGCUACAUGGACUUACGUGAUGCUAGACAAGGAUAAAAACAAGGCUCUGGAGAGACGGGAGUGGAAAGCAUUCCACCAAUUGAUAGCAAACGCGGAACCACUAAGGAGAUGUGGGAGAAAGUUGCCACGUUACUGCGAUGUUAACCACGACUCCAAAAUCAGUAUCACAGAAUGGAUGGCCUGCUUAGAAGUGAACCAAGCGGCCCAAGGCCGUACUACGGAGACAACCAAAGUUCCUUCUAAUCCUAGGAGAAAAGGACCCAAUCCACUAGAAUCAAUUCUUAAAGCUGACGACUGAAAAUUAUAUUACGGUAGUUGCACAUAAAAUCAUUUAACGAAUUCUUAUUUUAAGGCGCCAUUUACAUAGAGAGAAUUUCUUGUCUCGGAGAUGUCAAGAAAACAAUAAUUUUUGCGUUCGAGGGAUCCCCCUUUGGAGCGUUCCCCUGUACUCUGUACAUUUUGAAGAAGUCAAAUUUGAGAUGUAACUAACGUAUGAUGUUCGGAGGAUAUCACAUAUGGUGAGUAUAUAAGCAUUUUUUCUUACGAUUUCUACCUAAGUCUCCAUGUUAACAUUACCGGGCGUAUGAAAUAAUUAAAAUGUCAACAAUGUACACGAUAUUAUUAAGACAAGUCAAGAAAUCAUAAGUAGCAAACACUUUGCAAUGUCAUGUCUUGUAAGUAACCACUAAUAGUUAUCAUUAGCCGACGAGUAAUUCAUGCCAUAAUCACAGGUGAGUUUUGUUUUUUCUUGAUUGGUACCAUAGUUUAGAAAUCGUACUUAUAAUGAUGAUAUCCGACGGGUAACAUAUGAGCUAAUCAUAGGUAUGUCUUUGUUAUUUCUUCAUUGUAAGCAUGUGAUCUAUUGCGCACAAAAAGAUAACCAUUGGUAUGCCAAGUUACGAUUGCCUAGGCAAUCUACAUGUAAUCCUAUAAGAUGGCAUGAGAAUCGCUUUUAGAUUUAUGCCUGUGAAAAAUGCACUCAUGUUUUCACAACCAAACGAAAAGAUACUCUCUACAUGUAAAUGGCGUUUAAUUAUAUAUUCGUAAGGCUCGGACAAAUACCAAUAUGCAAAAUAAAAAUUAGAAAUAGACUGCGCUAGAAACAUAAAUGCAGGAAGUGUAAUAUAUAGUUCGGGUGCAGUAUAUUUCUAAUAUCAAGGUUGAAUUAGAUAUCUUUAAACCGCUCUGGUUGUAAUCAUUUAUAUACUCAAUUCGGUCCGUACUCAAA